Molecule: messenger RNA, 909 nt
Organism: Striga asiatica
Lineage: Eukaryota; Viridiplantae; Streptophyta; Magnoliopsida; Lamiales; Orobanchaceae
Source: the annotation of a GenBank genome assembly
AUGGGAUAUUACAUCCUGAUCAGGUUUCAGUAUGAGAGGUUAGUGAACCUCGAUUAUUAUUGUGGCAACUUAGGACAUCUUGACAGGUUGUGUAGCAAAAGGCUUGCUGAUAUAGAAAAUGGAUGUUUAAGAGAGGGACAAUAUGGGGAUUCGUUGAAAGCCAUUGUAGGAGGGAGUAAUACCAGAUCCAGUCAUUCUAGCAGCUUUUACAAAACUGACACAGCACCCCCCAGACCAGAGUUCAAUAGGCCAACAGGUUUUACAAGACUGAACCCUGCUAAGUGUUCUUUCGAAGUGAAGUCGGGAAACUUUCAGGGGUAUAUGGUGACAAAGAGGGGGAUCGAGGUGAGCCCGGAAAAGCCGGUGGCAGAGAAGAGCGGCCCCCUGUUUCGAUCACUGAGGAAGAGCUCGAAAUUCCAGUGGACGGAGGAGGCUCAGAAAUCAUUCGAAGAGUUGCAGAAGGUGUUAGCCAACCUACCUCUGUUGGCCAAGCCGGUCCAUGGAGAAGACCUUGUGCUAUACAUAUCGAUCGGGGAAACGGCGGUGAGUUUGGUGUUAUUGCGGGAAGAGGGGACGAUGCAAUUCCCGAUCUAUUAUGUGAGUAGGGUGAUGCAAGGAGCAAAAAGGAGAUAUUCGGAGGUCGAGAAGUGCGCCGUAGCAGUGGUAGCUACGGUGAAAAAGUUGCGGCCUUAUUUUCUGGGCCAUAAAGUGAAGGUGAGAAGGAACAUGCCUCUGGGAGAAACUUUAGGCCGACCCUCUGUAUCGGGUCGACUAGUGAAGUGGAAGGUCGAGUUGAGCGAAUAUACGAUAACAUAUGAGCCUAGGAGGGCGAUCAAGGCGCAGACGCUGGCUGAUUUUAUACAGGAGGGUACAUGUAACGCCACGAUUAUUAUUAUAAUAUUAAGAUGA